AUUUGACAUUAUUUGGGGACAAAAGGGGAAUAAAAGCAAAACCAUAAAAAAGUAAACGGUUGAAUUUAAUUGUUGGAUUAGGAAGGAGUGGUGAGGUUGUCACAAUGGCUCCGAAGGACACCGUUUUACCUCUCCAUCAUCAUGGAUUCUGAGAACGACAUCCUGUCCAAGGAGUAUCUCAAGAUGAUGACGGACAUGAUCGUGCUGUGCGCCACGUUGGCGCUGUCCCUCUUCUUCUGGAUCGUCUCACUCACCAUGAGCGCCGUCUCUGGGAACCUGCAGCCGGUUUCACCGUGGCGCUGGCUGUUCUCCAUUCUGGUUCCCCUCACGCUGACGGGUCGAGCCCUAAAGAGACGCAGUCUGGACCGGUCCGGAGCUCUCGGAGCUCUGCUGGUGGGCUUCGUGUUGACCAUGGCCAACCUGAGCUUCUUCUCGGCCCUGCUGGCCUUCUUCAUCACCUCCAGCAGGCUGACGCGAUGGGGCGCGGAGAAGAAGAAGAAGAUAGACGCCGACUACAAAGAAGGGGGCCAGAGGAACUGGGUCCAGGUGUUCUGUAACGGAGGAGUUCCCACCGAGCUGGCUCUGCUCUACAUGAUCGAGGUGGGUCCCGGUGAGAUCCCCAUCGACUUCGGGAAGCAGUACUCGGCCUCCUGGAUGUGCCUGUCUCUGCUGGGCGCGCUGGCCUGCAGCAACGGAGACACCUGGGCGUCAGAGGUGGGGCCCGUCCUCAGCCAAUCAAAGCCCAGACUCAUCAGCACCUGGAAGGAAGUCCCAACAGGAACCAACGGUGGCGUCACUCCUGUGGGACUGGUGGCCAGCUUCCUCGGCGGCGCGGCGGUGGGCGGGGCUUACUUCGUCACGCAGCUCCUGACGGUUGGCGACCUGCACCUGGCCGACCCCCAGUGGCCCCUGGUGGUGUACGGCGGCGUGGCCGGGCUGCUGGGCUCCAUGCUGGACUCCUUCCUGGGCGCUCACAUGCAGUAUUCAGGCUUCGACUCGAGCAUCGGGAAGGUGGUGAGCUACGAGUCGGCCACCACCCGGAGGAUCUGCGGGAAGCCCAUCCUGGACAACAACGCCGUGAACCUGUUCUCCUCCGUGCUCGUCGCCCUCUUCCUGCCUGGGCUGGCGUGGGGGGUGUGGCCCCGAUAGGCGUCGAGGACCGUGGUUCUGAUCACAAACGCACCUGGACAGGUGAACCGUGGCUCCAGCAUCAUCAGCCGUUUGAAGAGUUUAACACGUGUGGUAAUAAUUAUGCAUUCCUACAACCCGCAGAGAAACUGCAUUAAUUCACAUUUUACAAAC
Molecule: messenger RNA, 1302 nt
Organism: Fundulus heteroclitus (mummichog)
Lineage: Eukaryota; Metazoa; Chordata; Actinopteri; Cyprinodontiformes; Fundulidae
Gene: tmem19
Product: transmembrane protein 19
Exons: 8
Coding region: 142-1149 (335 amino acids)
Cellular component (GO): membrane
Source: RefSeq, a predicted model, not a curated record